AUGAUAAAGGACGAUAGCAAGCCGGCCGUAGCGCUGAUUGGCACGCUCGAUACCAAGAAGGCUGAGUAUCAAUUCGCGACUUCUUGGCUCGAACAGCGAGGAUGCAAUGUCCUUGUCUUAGAUGUCAGCACCCACAAGCCCCUCGAAGGACCGUCGUCGUUCGAUUUGGGCGCAAACUCGAAGCGCUACAGCGCAAAAGAGCUGCUAGAGCUUCGUCCGAACGAAAACGAUGGCGACCUUCCCUCAGAAAGGUCUGCUCUCCGCGAAGCAUUACGAACUGCAUGUCUGCAUGAGCUGUCGAGACUGCACAAGGACGGUGCCAUCGAUGCCAUUGCCUCCUUUGGUGGCAGCCAGAACACUUCAUUCGCGACCUCAAUCAUGCGAGACACCGCCUUCCCCAUCGGUCUGCCCAAGUUCAUGCUCACCACUAUGGCCAGCGGCGACGUGAGCGAGUUCCUGGGCGAAAGCGAUAUAUGCAUCAUGCCCUCGGUUGGCGACAUCUCUGGCUCUCUCAACGCUAUCACUUUGACCACACUUCGAUCGGCUCUAGCAGCCAUCUCCGGUAUGGCACACGCGUGGCAUGACUCCAAGCAACAAGAUGCGUCAGCCUCGUCGUCGACCAACAAGCACAACGACAAGCCCAUGAUCGCGAUCAGCAUGUUUGGCGUCACAACAGCUGCCGUCAACCAGAUCUCGGAUCUGCUCAAACAGCAAGGCUACGAGCCGGUCGCUUUCCACGCCACAGGAUCUGGAGGUCGAAGCAUGGAACGGCUGAUCCGGGAAGGCUACUUUGCGGCUGUCAUCGACCUCACCACGACCGAAAUUUGCGAUCAUGUUUACGACGGCGUCCUCUCCGCAGGUCCGGAUCGUCUCACCGCCGCUGCUGAGAAAGGCGUGCCGCAAAUUGUCUCGGUAGGCGCGCUCGAUAUGAUAAACUUCGGCUCGCUGUCCUCCCUUCCGUCGCACUACGAGGUGAGGGAGGGAGGUGAUAAGGGACCGAUGCAUCAUACGAGAAACGGCACACCGGUGUACGAGCAUAACAGCCAGGUGACGUUGGUUCGCACCUCUGCUGAGCAGUGCAAGGAGAUAGGACGCCACCUCGUCAGCAACCUGUUCAAGGGGCUCGAGCGUCUUGCCGGAGAUAGGAAGGCAGCGCCAAUACGCAUCCUCUUUCCGAAAGCUGGCAUCUCGGCCAUGGAUGGAGCAGACGGCGUAUGGGAUGACGCCGAGGCUAGAGAGGCCCUCCUGGACAGCAUCCAAAAGACGGUCGACGAGCAUCAAUCAAAGAAGGAUGCCCAGAGGUGUAAUGUCAGCAUCGAAGUGUUCGAGCACCAUAUCAACAGUUCCGAGUUCGCUAAAGUCGUCGCUGAUCAGAUCGUCAAGCUGGUCUCCGAACGACAGAAGAGGUUAUGUCUUUUUUAG
Messenger RNA from Kalmanozyma brasiliensis GHG001, 1422 nucleotides. RefSeq lists its product as uncharacterized. The record is from RefSeq and is a predicted model, not a curated record. The transcript has a single exon. Lineage: Eukaryota; Fungi; Basidiomycota; Ustilaginomycetes; Ustilaginales. Bases 1 to 1422 code for a protein of 473 amino acids.